Messenger RNA from Cryptococcus wingfieldii CBS 7118, 1872 nucleotides. RefSeq lists its product as hypothetical. The coding region runs from base 1 to 1872 and encodes 623 amino acids. Lineage: Eukaryota; Fungi; Basidiomycota; Tremellomycetes; Tremellales; Cryptococcaceae. The record is from RefSeq and is a predicted model, not a curated record. The transcript has 6 exons.
AUGUCUCCCUCUCUCCCUCGACCUCCUCCUCUUUCUCCUCCUUCUCGGGCGGCUUUUGAAACUGCCAAAUCAUGUGCCGAUAUCGCACUUGCGACGGACCAUCAAUGCGUGCUUAGUACGUACGAAUUGAUCAUUCGACAACAGCCGAUGCAGGCGAGGAUGUGCGGUGUUGGAGACAAAUCGGAUAGAAGACCGGUAGACCCGACGCCCAUCAUUCAGUUAAAGAUCAUCGACCAGCACGGGUCGGAUAUCACGCCUACAGACCCCCGACACAAUAUCUUGAGACGGCCAGAGCCAGGACCGGAUGGGAUGACGUUCAUGCAGAAUCCAUACUACUUCCUUUUCGCCUGCUUAGUCGGUGGAGAAGAGCAAGAAGACGAACUGCACGUCAUUGACGAUGGCAAGACACGCUUCUUGACCGGGACGCCCGUGUCGAGUUUGUACCAUCUGAAGGACUUGGAUAAUACGGAUGCUGCGUUUUUUGUCUUUCCGGAUCUGGGGGUGAGGAAGGAGGGGAGGUACAAGUUGAAGUUGACGUUGUUUGAGAUCGUUGACCAGGAGGUAUAUUACUGUACGACGAUGUUUACUUCGACUUUCUCGGUGUACUCGGCAAAGAAGUUCCCUGGAAUGUCGAAGGCGACAGAUCUGUCGGUGUCUUUUGCGGAGCAAGGUCUCAAGAUUCGAGUCCGGAAAGAUCCUCGCCAACCCGCCAAGACAGGUCCCUCCACAGGCAAGUCGAAACGGAAAUCCUCCGCCGCCGACUCGGAAGAAGACGAUGCCCUUCCUCCUCCACCCCAAUUACAGUCGAGCAAGAGAUCUCGUGGGUCUUCCGACUAUCCUCCCCACGCCCACCAUGUCCCGCCCCAUCACGGCCAUCCACAAGCCGAAUCACGGCCUCACCCUCCACCCCCUCCUCCAGACGCCUACUACCCUUACGCCCCGCCAACGCAUACCCAUCCCUACGGCUACCCUCCUCCAGGGCACGCUAUGCCCCCUCCACCGCCGCCUUCGGCGUAUGAGCCGUAUAGGAGGCAGUCGAUGCAGAGCUCGGCGGGGUAUCAUCCGGGGCUGCCACAUCCCAGCCAGCACGGGUAUUCGGCGGGGUAUUAUGGUGAGAGCGCGGGAGGGAGAGGGAGGCCGGCGACGCACCCUGUGCCGGGCCCGGGGAGGCAUCAUCAAUCCAUGCCGCCUCAUCCUGGUUACAUGCAAGAUCCCCGAGACCCAAGAGACCCGAGGGAUCCAAGGUCGGCUUUACCUUCGCCCUCUUCGCAUGGGCAUACCUACCCCCCGCCUUCGGCGGCUGGCUAUUCGCCUUUCCCAGUGGCAGGAGAAUAUGAACGUUCUGGCGUUCCUUGGCCGCAGGGACCUGCUCCGGGGGAGAGGGAGAGAGAGAGGAGGGGUUUACCGAGGCCGGAAGAGCUUGGAUUGAGUAGGACGGGGUCGAGGGGACAUUCUUCACAUGCGCCAUCGGGGUCGAGACAUCAUCCUUACGCCCACCCUUCUUCCUCUCGACAGCCACUCUCACCCCGGUCACGCACCAGUCCAAGCCGCCCAAUACUCGUCACUAGCCCAGAGACGGGUUCCAUCCGGCCUCCUUCGGGUAGCAGGGAAAGUUCGUUGGGUUUGCCGCCUGUACCGACCAGUGCUGGAGGUGGGAGAGAGAGAUGGGGGUCGCCGAUGAUGCUUCCGCCGUUGACAAGGUCGCCGGGGAGUAUUGGAGGGAGUCUGAGCUUGGGAGCGGCGGGGGCGUUGGUCAGUGAGAGUAAUGAGCGGGGGUCGAUCUCGGGGCCGAGUGGGCAGGGGAAAGAGGGGGAGAGGCCGGGUAGCUCGGCGGGGAAGAAUAAGAUGGGGCUGGGAAAUUUGUUGGGUUGA